AUGUAUAUGUCUCUUGAAAACAAUUGGGCUUCAGUGGCAGACUGUAAAAUUUUUACUCUCACGGGCGCAGCUAGUUUCGUGACGGCACCACUCACCGUACCGUUACUUGACAGUAUACUGAUGUCAAAUGUAACAAGAACAAAGCGCAUGCCACACCCGACGGAAUUCUUUUUGGAUAUGGAAAAAUAUUAUUAUAUUCUUUUGGCAUUAACGAUUGUGGGAUACAGUGUAUGCUGUACGGUAAUAGUAGCAACCGACACCAUCUAUCUCGCCCUGCUGCAACAUACCUGUGUUGCUUUAUAUGCGUCAUGGCUAUUCUACUCAACGCCAUCUAUUGCCGUUAGCGGAAUCUAUACGAUUUUACCGACAAACAAAACGUACACUGCCAAGUUCCUAUAUCGCAUAGAACAUGUUCUUGAUAUAGACAAAUAUUUCGAACUGUUGAUGCUUCACGGGUUUAUUAGCGUAUUCUACAUAGUUUCUGUGGUGAUAGCUGUCGACACAACGUUUACACUUUACACGCAGCAUAUCUGCGCAUUGUUCGAAUGCUUACGUUAUAACAUAGAUCGCAUACGAGGCUCGGAUUUUGUAUUACUGGAACCAAAUAUUAAGGAUGAUGAAGCAUAUCGUAACAUAAUUGGCUGCAUUAAAUCGUAUCAACAUGCCUUAAAAUUUUCUGAUGUGCUUUCAUCUAACUAUGCAACAUCAUUUCUCUUUCUACUGGGCAAUGUAAUUAUAUCCUUGAGCUUCGGCGCGGCUGAGUUGCUAAUGGUAAACAAUCAACUGGAAGAAUUUGUCAAACUUCUCGCUGUUACUUUAGGGCAAUUAUUACACAUAUAUUUCCUAAGUUUGAUUUCUCAAAGAUUGAUCGAUCACAGCAGCGGACUUCAAAACGUAAUUUACAGCUGCGAUUGGUACAAGAUUUCGAGGAGAUCGAAACAGCUCUUGAGAUUUACUUUGCUGCGUACUACUAAGCCCUGCCAAAUAACAGUUGAUCUUAAAAGUAUCUUUAUCGUACUUCACGAUGCUUAUGUCACUACAAGUAUCGUAACUGAAGUUUUUGCAAGUACAGGCAUAGCCAGUUUUGUGACAACACCACUCACCAUACCGUUAGUUGAGAGAAUAUUAAUGUCAAAUGUAACAAGAUCAAAACGAAUGCCACAUCCGACGGAGUUCUUCUUGGAUAUGGAAAAGUAUUAUUACAUUCUUUUGGCAAUUACGUUCGUAGGAUACGCGGUAUGCGGUAUGAUAGUAAUCGCAACUGACACCAUCUAUUUCGCCCUGCUGCAACAUACCUGUGGUACAUUAGCUAUACUAAGUAUAUGA
Messenger RNA from Trachymyrmex cornetzi, 1326 nucleotides. RefSeq lists its product as uncharacterized. Gene Ontology annotation, biological process: detection of chemical stimulus involved in sensory perception of smell; sensory perception of smell. Gene Ontology annotation, molecular function: olfactory receptor activity; odorant binding. Gene Ontology annotation, cellular component: plasma membrane. Bases 1 to 1326 code for a protein of 441 amino acids. The transcript has 10 exons. NCBI's taxonomy places the organism in Eukaryota, Metazoa, Arthropoda, Insecta, Hymenoptera, Formicidae. The record is from RefSeq and is a predicted model, not a curated record.